UGUUAAUAAUUGUCGUAAAUCGUACUAUGUACUCAACUACUCAAACUCAUUAAUAUCCGUAAUCCGUGACUAUCGUGGUGUGCGGCUUUCAAUAUAUUACCACUAAACUUAACGUUUUAAUUUUAGGAAUCACUCACACCGAUUGAAGUUUUCUAAUAUCAAGCCCAUAUGAGAAAUCAUUUUCCUAUACUAUCCUGUAAUUACAAAAUAUAACCUGCUAGUAUUUUUAUUUCGUUCAGCAGUAAUCAAGACAGCCAUCAGGUUAUUAUGUUACUCAACAAAACCAGCAGGCUGGUGGGAUUCACGAAUCGCUCUCGAAAGUCCAAUAUGGAGAAUAAUUCCACGUCAGAUAUCGUAAUUUUGAGUGGCAAUUCACACCCCGAGUUGGCGGAUCUUAUAGCAAAUCGCUUAGGUGUACGUAAAGGAGGAUGUUCAGUCUAUCACAAAACAAACAGAGAAACUAUGGUGGAAAUAGCAGAUUCUAUCAGAGGAAAAAAUCUCUACAUUGUACAAACUGGAACAAAGGAUGUUAAUAACAACAUUAUGGAACUACUAAUUAUGGCCUAUGCAUGCAAAACUUCUUCAGCACGCUCCAUUGUUGGAGUAAUUCCAUAUUUACCAUAUAGCAAGCAGUGCAAGAUGAGGAAACGUGGAUGCAUUGUCACAAAACUAUUGGCUAAAAUGAUGUGUAAAUCAGGCCUUACACAUAUUAUUACAAUGGACUUACAUCAAAAAGAGAUUCAAGGUUUCUUUGAUUGUCCAGUUGACAAUUUAAGAGCGUCACCAUUCUUGUUGCAGUAUAUACAAGAAAGUAUCCCAGACUAUCGCAACUCAGUUAUAGUUGCCCGUAAUCCAGGCUCAGCAAAGAAAGCAACAUCAUAUGCUGAAAGACUGCGGCUUGCCAUCGCUGUCAUUCACGGUGAACAAAAGGAAGCAGAGAGUGAUGAAGUAGAUGGAAGAUAUUCUCCACCCUGCAUGUCGAGUGGAAAUAUCAGUGUGGACAAGUCUCGCACUAUGGAUGUAUCCGUUGGAGUUCCAGUGCAUCCAGCCAAAGAGAAACCACCAAUAAAUGUCGUUGGAGAUGUAGGUGGAAGAAUUGCUAUUAUGGUGGAUGAUAUGAUUGACGACGUCCAAUCAUUUGUAGCGGCAGCAGAAGUACUAAAAGAAUGUGGAGCAUACAAAAUUUAUGUAUUAGCGACACAUGGCUUGCUGUCUUCGGAUGCGCCACGACUUAUUGAAGACUCGCCCAUCGAUGAAGUUGUUGUAACAAAUACUGUACCCCAUGAGCUACAGAAGAUGCAAUGCAACAAAAUUAAAACCAUUGACAUAUCUGUACUGCUCAGUGAAGCUAUCAGACGUAUCCAUAAUAAAGAAUCAAUGUCAUAUCUCUUCAAAAAUGUCACUCUUGAAGAUUAGAAAUAUGUAAAAAAAAUAAAAUUUUUUGGUGUACCAUGUGAAAAGUUUUUAUAUAAGUAUUAUUAAGUAUUUGUUUAAGUAUUAUUAUAUAGCAGCAAAAGUUUAAGGUUUUUUUCAUUUAAGGAUCAGUACAGAGGUUAGUUUUAAUAUGCUUAAUUCUAAAUAUAUAAUUUAGUUCAUUUAGUUUAUAGAGAUUGAUAGUAAUUAAAAAUAAAUCAGGUUUUCAAAAGAUCGUAAAGUCAUUGGAUGUCGAUUUGUUGUAGGAUAGACUAAAUAGUUUAUUUUAUAAGUAUUUCAAGCUUUUGUAACGCAUUUUCAGAUAGCAGGAAUUAAAAUUUGAUCAAGCUUUUUAUUAAUUAUACUUCCUGUGAGAUAAAUAGUAGAAUAAUUAUGAUUAACUUUUUCAUGUUCAUCAUUAUUUGAUCUGCAAGUGACAUAGAAAAUUAUUAUACUUAACUGUGAUUUUGUAUUUAUAAUUAUGAGAAUCAAAAACUGUUAAUAUGUUUGAUAAAGUCCAAAGCUUAUAAAAAUAUAGGUUAAAAUAUGAUUGUAUAGAUU
Vanessa atalanta (red admiral) is the source of this 1974-nucleotide messenger RNA. Its product is annotated as phosphoribosyl pyrophosphate synthase-associated protein 2. The record is from RefSeq and is a predicted model, not a curated record. The transcript is spliced from 7 exons. The coding region runs from base 268 to 1416 and encodes 382 amino acids. Gene Ontology annotation, cellular component: ribose phosphate diphosphokinase complex; cytoplasm. NCBI's taxonomy places the organism in Eukaryota, Metazoa, Arthropoda, Insecta, Lepidoptera, Nymphalidae. Gene Ontology annotation, biological process: 5-phosphoribose 1-diphosphate biosynthetic process; purine nucleotide biosynthetic process. Gene Ontology annotation, molecular function: ribose phosphate diphosphokinase activity; magnesium ion binding.